UUUGGGCAGCUGCAGCGCUCAGUAGAUCUGUCACACAAGGCCCCUCCCUCCGAGUCCACCCAGGGUCUCCCGGGCCAGUGUCAGCUCCCCAACCCCUUUCACAAAUUACCACUCUAUACCCACCAGGCAGCCGUCCCCUCGUCCCCAGGCCUCUGCUCCUGCCAAACCUCUACCUGGGAUGCCCUGGUCCCUAGCCCAGCCUCUGAAGUGCCACUGCUUGCUCAGGAUCCACCUGAAACCGACCCCCCUGGCUGGGACUGGCCCGUCCAUCCUGCGGACUCUGGGUGGGCUUCCCUCCUGUGACCUUGAGCAGACUUUGCCUCCUCCUGCAGUUCUUGGCAGCCGGGUGUAAUGAAGCGCACGCAAGCUAAGGAGCCAAACAGUAUUCAAUUCCUGCUCAUACUCAAGCUGGGUGACCCCGGGCAAGUCACCUGGACUCAGGGGACUCUGCCUUGGGCUCCAUCUGUUCAGUCUGUUGUGAGGUCAAGGCGAUGGGUGUGCAGCACACAUCAAGUGGAGGGACUGAUGCCUGGGUCUGUUUUCCCCAGCGACUGGCAAGCUCCUCUCAAAGCCUCAUUCUCAGCCACCCCCAGGGCCAUGUACAGAGGGGCUCAGGAACUGGCUGAGCUGCUUGCUGCAGGGGUGGGUGGAGCGGUGAGGGGGUCCAGAGGGGGCAGGGCAUGCAGCAGAUCCCCCAGAGAUGAGGGUGCAGGGAAGGGCUGGAGCCCCAGGCAGAGCUGUCGAUAUGCACUGGGGGUUUUAUUGGUUUUCAUUAAAAUUCCUUCCCGAGGCAGGAGUAGCUACUUCCAUAAAUAACAGCAUAAAUAUUUUAUCUGCUACCCAAGUUGGUCUAAAUGCACAGCAAGGUUGGCAAGAAUAAUAAUGGGAAAACGGUUCAGGGGGCCCAGGCUUCAGCAGAGCUGGGUUCACUCAGUGUGCCCAGGGGGGCUUGCCCGGGAAGGGCAGAGAGGUGGUGGUGCUGGACAGCAAAGGAGGCCCAUGGAGCACGAGGCCCGGGUGGGGAGCAGAGCCUCUGCAGCGGGGGAGAGGCGUCCCACACCUGCUCCCUGAGACCUGGGGCUCCCAGCUCACAUCGGAUCCUCCAUGGUCCCCUCGGAGGAGAAAAGAGGCUGGUACUUCACCAUGGCAACGCUCUUCAUCAGGCUGGACGGUAUCUUCCUGGAGUUGGGCAGUGAGGAGCGGAAGAGGCUGCCUGCCUUCAACCGCACGCUGGCUCUGCUCCGCCAAGUCCUCAAGUCCUCAGAUGCCUGCCAGCGAGCUCUGGCCUGGUGCUACCUCGGGAUGCUGCUGGAGAGGAAGGACACCUUCUCCACCACCCCCAUGGGCGUCCACGACUGCGGGUACUCGGGGACUGACCCCCUGGACUGCUUUGGCAAGGCCAUCGAGAUUGCCAAGGACCAACCUCCCAUCCUCAAUCGCCUGGCCAAAAUCUUCCACUUCCUAGGAAAGCAAGACAUGGCCAUUGGAACCUGUAACAUGGCCCUGGAUGUCCUAGGAGACCCAGAGCUCAACUGGCAGGCAUACUGCACAAGGGCCAAGAUCCACACCACAGCCUACCUGCGAGAUCUGGAGCGGGCCAAGGCAGGGCUUGGAGGCAUGCCCGAUCGGGGCCACCUGGCCCAAGCCAAGGCUGAUCUUGAGCGAGUGGUCAGGGUGUGCCCGGGCCUCAGGACCUACCUGGACAUUGGCCAGGUCUACUAUUACAUGGGAGUGGACGCCGUGCAGGAGCUGCUGGCGGUGGACGAGGCGGCACUCAACCAGGCGCUGGUCUUCCUGGCCAAGGCCGGAGAGUGCCUGCAAGAGGCCCUGCCCCAGAGAGGCCCCGCCCUGGCCCCAGGUGAUUGGGCCCGCCCUGCUAUUGGCUUGUAG
This is a messenger RNA of Fukomys damarensis (Damara mole-rat), 1890 nucleotides long. RefSeq names its product tetratricopeptide repeat domain 22 (gene Ttc22). The record is from RefSeq and is a predicted model, not a curated record. NCBI's taxonomy places the organism in Eukaryota, Metazoa, Chordata, Mammalia, Rodentia, Bathyergidae. Gene Ontology annotation, molecular function: protein binding. The transcript has 8 exons. The coding region runs from base 1105 to 1890 and encodes 261 amino acids.